CAAAAAAACAACAUCCAAUCUAAUCGCGAGCCUCUCUUGCUUUUUGAUAUCGUGGAACAGGUAUAAAUAUUUUCAGAAAGGAUUUCGUUCAAUCAGUUUAGUAUUAACACGAGAAUCAAAGAGUAAAAUGGCAAAAGUUACGAUCUGCUUCACAUUAUUGGCCGUAUUGGUGAGCCUAACUUCAGCAUAUAACAAUGAAGGUGAUGAGUGUUAUGCUGAUGACCCGAAAUACUACGGAUACUAUGCUCCACAUCCAAUCUACUGCUACCGAUUCCUGCAAUGUGUACAUGGAAGAUUCGUUGGACGAACAUGCUCACCCGGCCUCUUUUGGAACCAAGAGGAUGGAGCGUGUGAUUUUCCAGCAAAUGUACACUGUGAAGGACAGACCACACAACGGUCAACGACCACCACCACGGCUGCGACAACAACGGGCACAACCACAACAACUACGUACUAUCCCACAACCGAAUACGAAACAACAUAUCCAGAGAGCUACGAUGUGUAAAGGGCUAAGUGCUAUGUAAUAAAAUUAUUUAUUAAAUCGCAAUAAACGUUUUAGUUGACUGGUGCAAU
Bradysia coprophila is the source of this 573-nucleotide messenger RNA. RefSeq names its product peritrophin-1-like. NCBI's taxonomy places the organism in Eukaryota, Metazoa, Arthropoda, Insecta, Diptera, Sciaridae. The record is from RefSeq and is a predicted model, not a curated record. Gene Ontology annotation, cellular component: extracellular region. Gene Ontology annotation, molecular function: chitin binding.